UUGAAUCUCUGCGCAUCCAUUGGCUAAAAUGUACACAAAUUUGUCCUUUAGCGGAAAGUUCUGACAUAAAUCGAGAUUGUUUGCAAGCGAUUUUUUUGUAUGUUAGAGAGGAAAAGCGAAGGCUAAGUUAAAAAAACUUCAGCGCGGUGAACAGACAGGAGUUUGGUGACUUUCCAUUGUUAUUAACAUUAGUUAGAAGACGUUUGCUAGCUAACUCACACAAUUUUACUUCAGUGUAAUGGCGAAUAAGAAUUAGUUGUGAAAUGUCAGGAGAGGAAGCGAUAGCGGGAUGCGAGGCUGAUGUGACGGUGUUUUUUGCCGAGUCGUUGUAUGUGAAUACUGAAGUGUUGAGUGUGGCUACAGUGAGUGGAGCACUGUCCGCAGUGUUAGCUGCUGCUCUGCUUUACGUCUUCUGUGUGAAGCCCCUGCUCCUAACUAGACAAGGCUACAAUGCAAGGAGGCUGCUUGACCCUGAUGAUGGGGAUUUGGACAACAACCACAGUGACUGUGUUAGCAACAGCAGAAAAGAGGCUCCAAGUGGUACCACAAAUGAAAAGGAGAAGAAGCAGCCACCCAUGAACAAUGACAUCACUGCAUUUGCAUCCAGAGCAAAGGUGGUCUAUCCCAUCAACCAAAAAUACAGACCUUUAGCAGAUGGAGCAUCCAACCCAUCACUACAUGAGCAUACCAAGAUGCCAGCAAUGCCUAACGAGGAGUCAUCGUCCUCCACGGACGGAGACUCUAUGAGCCAAGACCAAGACAAUGAUGACAGCAGUCAGUUUAUUUCUUACUCGCUGGUCCCCAAAAGUCUGCAGAACCAGAGUUUCACUCGGGUGUCUCACUACCCCCACACACUGACACAAACAGGAUUUGAAGGCAGGAUUAGUCUUUACUGUUUGGCCCUGCAGGACAUACAACACCUUUGCUCUCACCUUCAGGAAGAAAAAUUUCUGAUUUUUCUUCAAAUGGUGAAAAUGAUAUUUAGCCGCCGGUUCCCAAAAGACAAAAAUGAUGCAGACUUCAGCAAGAAUAUUCUACAAAUGCAGGAAAAGGAAAUAAACGAGCUGAAGAAACUGUUGUCGUCAGACCAGAUUGUUGUUGAGAAAAACGACAAUGCUCCCUGUACUUUGGAGGAGAUUGAGAGAGCUCAGAAAGAUCACCUUGAACGCAGCCUUCAAAUGUCCAAAGGUUUCAGCAAACAGGUGGAGGACCUGUUUCAGCAUCUGCUGAGCAAGACCAGCAUUUUCUCUCGGGAUGAAGCUCAGGAUGUGAUUAUGUCUCUCAUUCAAACUCUCUUGUUAGUAGAGAACCACCUGGUGAACACUCAAGAGGCUGAGCUCAAAAGAAUCCAGCAGAAGCUGCUGUGGUGGGAGGAGCUGACGGGGCUUCUUCAGUCCCAACCUGCCGCGCUUAAGUGGGAAAUGUCUCUGAUGCAGGGUUUGAUAGCCACAGCGCUGGAGCAGCUGACCAGUGAUGAUGUCUUAACCUUUAACCACAUGGAAAAGAUCCUCUCAGAAGUUCAGGCCACUCUGAUGAAGGGCCUUCAGCAAUGCACCGAGGAGUGGACACAGAAGACAAAAGAGCUGGUGAAUGACAAGUGCAGUAAAAUAGUGUCCAAGCGGAAAAAACUUCAGAGGAGUCAGACCAAGGGAAAGGCCGUUGCUCUGGAACUGACGCAGACUCACGGAGACCUCCAGCAGCUCGCCAAGGAGCACCAGGAGCUGCUGGUCAAACACAGGCAACAGACGUCCGAUCUGGACCUGCAGCACGAGAACAGAGUGGCUGAAGCUCUCACUGAACUUUGGAGGAAACUCCGUAUCUCCUGGUCAAAGAAACUUGGCGAGCUAGGCAAAAAUGUCUUUCUUGCCUUGGUCUCUGCCAAGUCUCAACUGUCUGCUGAGUGCUGUGAGAAGCUGUGGUUGGAUCUGGAGCAGAAGCUGGUCGCACAGCUGCAGCAGGUAGAGAACACUGUCAAGCUGCAACUGGAGGACAUGAAGGCUGAAGUGGAUAAGGAUGGACAGGUGUGGAGUGAGGAGAUGUCUCUGGCACAGGCGUGUCUCAAACAUCUCACUGAACAACAGAUGAAGAUUCUCAAAGACAUGGUGGCGAGACAGAGCUACGCACUCAACAGUGGAGUGGGACUGCUGAUGGAGAGGAAACAUGAGCACAUGUUGGCGGCGGCGCAGAGGAGCUUUGUGGUCAGGCACUUCUGUCUGCACAUGCUGAAGGAGAUGAAGCUGUCAAAGCUGAAGACCCUCUCUCAGACUGACUUCAGAACUGUGCUGAUGGACGACCCCGGUAAAAGCCAGUCCUGUGUCGGUGCAACUUUCAAGAACAGCCGUGCCAGCCUAGCAGAGAGGCAUCUGGGUCCAGAGAGCCAGCUGGUGGGCCACAACUUCCAGCAGGAGUUCCUGUCUGAACUGGAAACAGGGAUGGAGCUGCUUCAGUGCCACGCACAGCUGGUGGUUGGCAAUGCCCUCAGCCAAGCCGUCCAGCAGACGAUGGAGACCCUGCCCGUGGAGUCCUUGGCUUCUCCAAAACAGGAUGAUAGCUUAAAGCACCACCUGAUGGAAACUGCAUCAGAGAGCGUAUACAUGACCAAAAACUCUCUCUGUGCACUCGUCCAACGCUACUACUCACAUCUACAGGAUGUUACCAGAAAGAUACCACAGGAGCAGCCAAACAUGAACCAGGAGGUGACUGAGCAGCAAGAGCGCAACAGUCAGCUGAACACAGCGUUACAGAGGGAGCUGGUGAACUGGGGCAAAAAACCCACCUCGGUCGAGUUUCAACAGAGGGUGGAACUCCACAAAAGGAGGGUGUUGGAACAGUGUUACCUCCAACAGGAGAUGAUCUAUGAGGAACUAAAGCAGAGGAAAGUGGCCCAAGAUCAAACCAUGGAAAGUCUCAAAAAGCAGCUACUGGAGGCUGAAGAAGGCUUCAUGAAUGAUGUGGCAGACCUGGCCCAGGUUUCUCCUCACGUGCACUCCAGAGAUUAGUGAAGAAGAGGACAAUGCUGGUGGUUUUGAGGACAGUCGCUCUCAGCUCAUCCCUGACCACUAACUCCUGCAGAAAGAUAAGGAGGCAUUCUCAAGCAAGCCAAGGAUACCAACAACAAAAUGGCUUUGAAUUAUGGACUUUCAUGGUUGUAUAUGACUCUCCUAUAGGAAUGGUGUGGACGUGUUGUUGUACCGGAUUUUUGUAUGAUUUUAUAUCUGAAACUUGGUUAAUAAAUAUAUAUAUAUAUAAAA
Messenger RNA from Solea senegalensis (Senegalese sole), 3251 nucleotides. It is a transcript of the gene evc, whose product is annotated as ellis-van Creveld syndrome protein. The coding region runs from base 264 to 2999 and encodes 911 amino acids. The transcript has 21 exons. Gene Ontology annotation, biological process: smoothened signaling pathway. NCBI's taxonomy places the organism in Eukaryota, Metazoa, Chordata, Actinopteri, Pleuronectiformes, Soleidae. The record is from RefSeq and is a predicted model, not a curated record.